Molecule: messenger RNA, 684 nt
Organism: Fulvia fulva
Lineage: Eukaryota; Fungi; Ascomycota; Dothideomycetes; Mycosphaerellales; Mycosphaerellaceae
Product: DNA polymerase delta subunit 4
Exons: 2
Coding region: 1-684 (227 amino acids)
Biological process (GO): DNA synthesis involved in DNA repair; DNA-templated DNA replication
Cellular component (GO): delta DNA polymerase complex
Molecular function (GO): DNA-directed DNA polymerase activity
Source: RefSeq, a predicted model, not a curated record
AUGCCUCCCAAAAGCCGCGAAGCCACUCGCCAAUCCUCUCAACAAUCCACACUCUCCUUCCACGGCAAAGAUCGCAGCAAGGUCACCAAACCAGCCUCACCACGCAAUGCGAAGGCUUCCAAGAAAGAUCCCGCCCUCUUCGAAGAUAUCUCGCACACCGAUGUCAAGACAGAAACAGACCCCGACGUUGAUGAACCUACGACUGCAGAGGAAGUGAUCAAGGAGCAAGCAGAUGAAUCUGUCAAAGACCCGAUAUCAACAAAUGCCGCAAUCAAGACAGAAGACGUCCUAGGAGGCCGCGCAGCAGAAUCAGAGGUCGGCGCAACAGGUGGCGCAUUAGGAGCGGGCUGGGAAGGCAAUCAGGAAGCAGAGGCGAGGAAGAUCACAGAAACGCAGAUCAAGAGGUACUGGCGAGCGAAGGAUCAGGAGCGGAAAGCGCCGAGAGUACAUCAGGAAGAUCUUACUGUGCAUGAGAAGAUCUUGAGAGAGUGGGAUAUGAGUGGACAGUAUGGCCCAUGUAUCGGCAUAGCACGACUGAAGCGCUGGAAGCGGGCGAAUAUGCUGGGGCUGAAGCCACCGAUGGAAGUGCUAUCGGUGCUGUUGAAGAAUAUGGACGAUGGAAAUGCGAAGUCGCAGAGGGCGCAUGUGGAUGAGUUGAUGAGCUCGCGGUUUGUGGAGACGUGA